Rhineura floridana is the source of this 1065-nucleotide messenger RNA. RefSeq names its product translocator protein (gene TSPO). NCBI's taxonomy places the organism in Eukaryota, Metazoa, Chordata, Lepidosauria, Squamata, Rhineuridae. Gene Ontology annotation, molecular function: cholesterol binding. Gene Ontology annotation, cellular component: membrane; endoplasmic reticulum. The record is from RefSeq and is a predicted model, not a curated record. The transcript is spliced from 5 exons. Bases 410 to 910 code for a protein of 166 amino acids.
CGGGAGAUCUGAGCGAUCCUGGAGUGAACCUGGGUGCAACAGUUGCAACAGCUCCACCCUGGCAGCGGUGAAAGAGCCUAUAACCCGGCUGCUACUGUCUGCGCGGCCAUGUGUAGGAGGGGCAUUCAGUCCUCCGGGCCGCACCCCUCGUUUCUCAAAACGGUUCUGGUUUUGCUACUCUUCUCUCCUGCCGUGAACUACUCCAAGCUGCGAAGGCGGUAGCAGAAGCAUCAGUAAUGAAUUUCACUGCCUGUAUAGCCAGAGCAUUUGAUUUUCUUUGCUGUUACGUUGUUUGAAGCAUGGCAGUUAUCCUGUGCUAUAUUCAGUGAGUGGUAUCCUUUCCUGUAUUCAGCGAGAGAUAUCCACCUGAGGAGAUCCACGGAACAAAUGGAUUUAGUUUGUUUCAGAAAUGGAAGGUGUACCAUCCUGGGCCCCAGCUGUUGCUUUCACACUCUUCCCCAAUGCAGGAAGCAUUUGGGGAUCUAGGAUGGCCAAGAAAGCAACGUCUACGUGGUAUGAAUCACUGGAGAAGCCAUCCUGGCAUCCACCUAACUGGGUUUUCCCACCGGUCUGGGGAGCUCUAUAUUCAUCAAUGGGAUAUGGUUCUUACCUGGUGUGGAAAGAAUUGGGAGGCUUCAAUGAAAAAUCUAUGGUUCCACUUGGACUGUAUGCAGGACACCUAGCAUUAAACUGGUCAUGGACUCCUGUAUUCUUCGGAAACCACAAAAUAGGCUGGGGGCUGGUGACUUUAUUACUUACCGCAGGAGCAGCAACAGCUACAACAACAGUCUGGUACCAUGUUAACAAAACAGCAGCGUAUUUGCUGUACCCUUAUUUAGCCUGGCUAACUUUUGCCUCUGUGCUAAACUACCGCAUCUGGAAGGACAAUCAGAGUAAGAAGCACGUGUAAUAUUUUUCCAGAGCAAAAGUUUUUUAAAGAAACAUUUUUGAAGUUGGAUGCUGCUUAAACCAUGCACUGUCUCAGACAAUAGUAUAUGAUCAUGUUAACAUGCAAAUAGAAGCUUACUAGAUAUAUCUAAUAAAAUUCAAUAACAGACUGAGAAA